Messenger RNA from Penicillium canariense, 1452 nucleotides. Its product is annotated as protein fluG. Lineage: Eukaryota; Fungi; Ascomycota; Eurotiomycetes; Eurotiales; Aspergillaceae. Bases 1 to 1452 code for a protein of 483 amino acids. Gene Ontology annotation, molecular function: glutamine synthetase activity. The record is from RefSeq and is a predicted model, not a curated record. The transcript has a single exon.
AUGACUAGAAUCAACGAAAACCCCUCCCACUUUUUCCCAUGUUUACAUGUCAAUCCGAAGAUUGACCCCCAAAAAUGCUUGGAUGAGUUUCUUCAGCAGAAUACCACUGUUCAAUUUGUUCGGCUACAAUGGCAAGAUUACUCUGGUCUUCUUCGAGCACGAAUUGUGGUCCUUUCGCAUUUCCGCAGCUUGAUAGCCGCUGAAAAGCCUCUUCACGUACCACCCAUUGGCUUCCAUUGCAUCGUGGAUAAUAAUCUUGUUCCUUGGCUUGACCCGACUGGCGCUCACCUUCUUUUACCGGACUAUACCAGUCUACGCCUUCUGCCUGGCCGCCCACGGUAUGCGGUGCUAAUGUGUGGCGUCGUGGAAACGCGGCCAAGCAGCCCGCAGCAAAACUGGGAUUUAUGCCCACGCCAUGCUCUGGCAAAUGUUGUGCAUGCUGCUAUGAGUCUGUUUGACGUCGAGUUCCUGGUGGGAUUUGAGGUCGAAUUUGAAAUCUUGCAUCGCUCCUCAUCCUCCGAGGAGCAAGUGCCAACCAUCAUUCCCUUUAGUACGGGCCUUGGUCGCUAUGCCGUAGAUGGCCUGCGCGAUCCCGGAUUUCCCCUGGUUGAAGAUGCGGUGCAAACCUUGAUUGGACACGGAGUUGGUGUUCAGACCAUUCAAACAGAAGGACGCCGUGGUCAGUACGAAAUUUCCCUCGGUCCUCGGUCACCUCUUGAUGCUGUUGAUGAGCUGGUUCUGGUCCAUGAUACUCUGAAGGAAAGUUUUGCCCGACGUGGAUAUGUUGUCACUAUGGCGCCCAGGCCAAUUGCCAGUCGCAGACAAGCUAUCGGUCAGCACACUCACAUAUCGAUACGUUCCACAAAGGACACGGCAAUAGAGGAGCGGUCCUUCCUAGCUGGUAUUCUGGCUAGGUUGCCGAUGCUUUGUGCUGUUUGUUUGCCAUAUGGGCUCUCCUACGAGCGAGUGAAACCUUACCUUGGUGGAAACCAGGUGGCCUGGGGCACAGAAAACCGUGAGAUGCCUAUCCGCCAGAUCAGACCAGGUCACUGGGAGCUGCGCUGUGUGGAUGCAACUGCCAACAUGUAUUUGGCGCUGGCAACGGUGUUGAGCGCUGGACUCUUAGGUAUCAGUAGGAAAGAGCCUUUGCGUUGGCCAGACACUGCACUUCACUUGAAGGAGCCAUGCCAGAAUGAUGUGCGUGGGUCGAAUGGUGUUAACGGGUCGAAUGGUGCAAUUCAGAAGCCGGCCAUGUCCUCGCAAGAGCUGCUUCCCGAAAACUUAGAGGCCUCACUGGAUGCGCUAGAACAUGGGGGUGGAUUGGAGGACUUGACAAGCAUGAUUGGAAGCGGCAUUCUUCACCAAUACCUAUCCGUGAAGAGAUUCGAAUCGCUCAAGCUCGAGCAGAUGGAGCCACCAAUGGUGAGGGAUCUACUGACAGAGUUGUUCUGA